Messenger RNA from Ylistrum balloti, 4511 nucleotides. RefSeq names its product tetratricopeptide repeat protein 14-like. The record is from RefSeq and is a predicted model, not a curated record. Lineage: Eukaryota; Metazoa; Mollusca; Bivalvia; Pectinida; Pectinidae. The coding region runs from base 100 to 4140 and encodes 1346 amino acids. The transcript has 15 exons. Gene Ontology annotation, molecular function: nucleic acid binding; protein binding.
UCCGGUUGAAAUGUGUUGAAAUGACUUAAAAGAAUGCUAUUUUGAGGGGGCUCUGUUGUGAAGAAAACACACCCAACGGAGAUAACAGAAUAAAUCACCAUGGACAACAAUCUCCUUGGACAGGCUGUACAAUACCAUGGAGCAGAGCUAGUCCGAUAUCUGCAUAUGGAGGACCAGCGAAUUCCACAGACUGUUGUUGACUUCCUGUCCAAAUAUAGACCCAGACCUCUGGAGAUUCCGGAAGAGGACUUUCAACAGAAACUGCGCCGGUUCAUUGCUCGAAAGUCUGACCUACUGUUCAUACCAAAUGAUCCAAAAGAGGAUGAAGCUCAUUCUGAAAGCAACAAGGUGGACGAGGAUGACAAAUUUGCUAAAAUGCCACCGUUGGAAUCUUUCAUGGGUAUUUCAUCUAUCUACUGUAGAGAGCAUUUCUUCAAUAGUCUAGAGAAGAGAGACUUAGUGGUGGGUGUGGUGUCCUCAGUGUUGGAGAGUGGCAUAGUAGUCACCUUAUUAUGUAUGGAUGGCGGAAAAGUCCGAGAUAUUGAUGAACUAAAAACCACGGCUUUCUGUCCCCUCAAGGAGUUACCAAGGCUGUUUGCUAAUCAGAGUCCUAUUGAAGGAUUUCAGGUUAAAGACAAGGUCAGAGGGGUGGUCCUGAAUGUGAACCAGGAGACAGAGAAAGUCAUUGUGUCUAUGUUGGAUCGAUCACUUCCAGAGGAACAUUCCCACAUCAAAUUGGGUUUGAUCAAUGAAGAUGACUUUCCUGUUCAUUACAGACGGAAGCUACAUAUCCGAGGAUUAGCUUUUGAUGAGCUCCUUCACUCCAUCCUCGGCUUCAACAAUUCCGGCAAUGUAUCAAGUCUCUUAGGGCUAUUACACCUCUCCGACUCGACUUCCAUCAUGCGUGGGCUUCACAGGAAAACAAUCCCAGAAAAGGAGUAUGCUGAAAGUUUGAGGAAAUACCAGUCUCAGAAAUGGGCACACCAAAGUGUUGCUAAUGGUGUUGCCAUGUUUAAGGCUGGCAAACAAGUGGAAGCAAUGCAGUACCUUAACAAGGCUCUUCAGAUUGACGUUAACAAUGUGGAGGCUCUGGUUGCUCGUGGGGCACUCUAUGCCAACAAUGAGAGCUACAACCUAGCCAUCCAGGACUUUGAGCAGGCUUUAGAUAUUAAUAGCGAACACCAGAAUGCAAGGAAAUACCUCUAUGAGACUCUUUUAGCCUUGGCCAAGGUGUUGGAGGACCAGAGUGACUUCGACGGUGCAGAGAAACAGUAUCACAAAGCUAUGUCAUUACAGCCGAACUCUGUGGAAAUUCGGGAGCUAAUUCGUUACAUGAUGGUCAGAAAGGAUAGAAAGGAGCGUGAAAGAGCUCUGCGAGGACGAUCUCCGUCACCCGUCAUCAAUCCAGAGAGGGGUUUUGACAAAUUUUCAGACAGGAAUCAAAACAAAGAAACGUCAAGAACACUGAAAAAAUUAAUUCAGGAAGACCGAUCAAAACAUGGAGACUCUAGUAAAAGAAAGAGAAGUUCUGGGGGCCAUUAUUUUGAAGAGAAAAGUCAUUCCCGGCACCAACGCUCAGUCUCCAGCAGCAGUAGCAGUAGCAACAGCAGUAGUAGUGGAAGUUCAAGUGACAACAGUUCAUCUUCUGACAGCGAGGAUUCAUCUGCUCCUGGAGAUCAUAGACAACCACGCAGGGAGAAGGACAGACGUCGCACGGAACAGAUGAAUAAAGACGCUGACAAGUACAUGAAUCCGGAGUCCUCGAAAGAAGACUACCAGGCAGAAAUGGAUCGUAGGUCAGCAGCUAAGAUGAAGAUUGAAUCUCCAAGUGGAGUAUUUAAUGUUAAUCACACCUCGUCCUUUUUAUUUGGUGCUGAUGGGAACUACAGAACCUCGCCUCCACAUGAGGAGAAGAAGAAAGCUGAAGAGAAAGCAAGGGUUAAAGACAGGAAAGAUGAAGGAACAAGAGAGAAACAUAAAGGGCAUUCUUCUAAAUACAAGUCCAAACUCCAACCCAGAGAUAAGGAUGAACUACACAGCAAGAGAAAAAGACCCGAAGAGAAGGAGUCAGGCAGAAGUGGGAAGGAUCAUCGUAGUUCUCGUAGUAGUGAGCGAGCAAAAUCAAAUUCAGAACAGAAAAGGAAACGUAGGGAGUCAUAUGAUGAUACAAGUGACAGAGAAAGAAAACAUGACAGUUCAUUUGAACGAAAGUAUGACCAGGUCAGUGAUAGAGACAGCACGUUUGAUAAUUCAUUUGAAAGAAAACUUGACCAGUUUAGCGAGAGUGGGAGUGACCGUGGCAAAGUUAAAAGUGAUAGACAGGAGAAAUAUCUUUAUGAACGUAAAAAAAGCCCUGAAAUGGAGAGUGAGAUUUCUUACAGCAAAGAUAGUACUGAUAAUAAGGACCGUGAGAAGUAUGGUGCCAAAGAGCACAGCAAGAAACAUAAUGAUGAGGAUGAGUUGUUGGCUGGUUCUAGAAUCAAAGAUAAAAAAUUACCAUCAAGAAAGAGAGACCGAUCUAGGUCAGGUUCAGCUCAUUCCUUUGAGGAACGGGAGAGGUCUAUGUCUCCCGAAGAACAUAAAAGGCAAUAUCUACAAAUGAAGUACGAGAGAUGGAAGCAAGCAACACAAAUUGAAUUGGAGAGGAAAUGCAAACAGGCCCAGUACAAGAGAAAACAUGAUAAAAAAACGCCAGGCAGAAAUACUGGAAAGGGUGAGGAAGGAAGAGAUGCUUUAAAUAAGGACAAAAUUCAAUCUAGCUAUAAGGAAGGUCAAGGGUCAUCAAGGGGUCAGGGAUCAUCAGUAGCUGUUCUAAAACAAGAGGCAGUCAAGUCUAAGUGGGACAGUCCAGGAGAUGAUGUGUCUGAAAUGGACAAAGAACGGAAGAGAAAAUCGCGUUUUGACACAAUACAACACGAUAAAAAUGAUGAACUAGACAAAGAUGAUUUUGUUAAGACAGUGGUCAUCGAAGGAAAAAGAAAUGAUAUUAAAGAAACAAGUAAGAAUGAUGAUUGGGAACAGUCUUCUGAAAGUUCAGAUGCUAAAAAGAAAGCGAAACUAAAGACAAUGACUGACACAGAAAAGGCACAAGCAAGUCGAGACAUGGAGGGGUUGCGGAUUCACAUUAAGAAUGAUCACUUCAAUGACAAGAAAUUGUCUGUUGAUGAUAAUAAAGGACACUCAGGAAAGGAAAGUCGGGAGGGUUCCAUCACAAGCAGCCGAGGAACUCACUCUAGUUCACGUCAUCAUAGGUCUUCCCCAGAGCUAGAUAGGUCUAAACGCCAUUCAGCACAGGGAGACACAAGGGACGAUCAUGGGCAUUCUAAACGCUCCCCAGAGUCCGAAGGUUCUUAUGGAAGUUGUGACAAAGAUUAUGAUGAGAUUCCAGAUAAAAGUUCAGGUCGGUAUAGAAAUAUGGAGAAGAAUUACAAAAAGUCAAGAACUUCGAGUGAUUCACAAGAUCAACGUUACUUCAAAGGCAGUGACUAUAAGCUUAAAAGUAACAUUUCUGAUAAGAGUGGUGGCAGAGAGUAUAAGAAAACCAACAAAUACGAAUCUCGUGGGGCAGGACGUGGAUGGGUCAUUAGGGGUAGGGGAGGAAAUAGGGGUCAAGGGAGAGGAAAAUACAAAGGCUCAUUCAAGGACAAAAGAGAAUAUGUACAUAAGAAACAUUACAAAGAUUAUCACAAAGGUCAUAAACAAUCACGGAACCGUAGCCCUUCAGACUCCAGGUCAUCUCGUAGUUCAUCAACCUACUCGUCUUCAUCGUCUCCGAGUUCAAAUAGGAGGAAAGGAUCUCGCUCUUCACCGUCUAGGAAAAGCUCUAGUAGCUACCGGCGCAAAUCCUGGACUUCUAAUCGUUCACCUCAUAGUUAUGUAGAUCCAUAUGACAAAAGUAAACCAAAGUUUACUAGUGCAAGGUUCCCAAAGGUCAAACAGCCGAUACUAGGUGAGCUGGCAAUGUCAAGCCGAUCAGAAUCAAGGGCCCCACCACAACCUGCACCUCUAACAGAGCAUGAAGAACUGAAAAAGAAGGAGGUGUUAUCCCAACUGGAGAGCUUCCUAAGUCAGUUGAAGGAGAAAAAGAAAGAACAGACAUCUACAAAUGAUGGAACCUCUAAAACUCCAGAGAAAGUGUGACUUGUAGAAUCUGGUAUAUUAUUUUGAAUCUAGCGAUUGUUGUGGUUAUUUUCCGAAAACAGUGAAUUUAAAAAUGUCAUGUUACAGGAUUGAAAACUUCAUUUGGGCACUCUCCUUUGAAUAUGUCAUAUAUUUCCAUAUCAUUGUCCAUGGAGUAUGAUCUUUUGAGAAUUGUUGUUGUUAAAAUUUUGACAAAAUAGAAAAAAACACCAUGUUAAUUUUGGUAGAUUUUCAGAAUAUUGUGCUGCAUGAAAAAUACAGUAUUCAUUAUUUUUACUUAUGAUCAUGUGUUGUGAAAACUUUUCUCAUAACCUUUUUUCAGUGAACAAUUUGUUCAACAUUAAAAUAUGAUUUAAGACUUAAUUAUGUAA